AUGCCUUGUCCCUUUCUGACCAGGAUUAGCCAAAAUUAUGGUAAAAAUUAUGCCACAGUUUUGAAGCAAAUGUAUGGCAACCAAUGCCCAAUGCUAUCGAGAUCCACCCAGACGGAUAGCAAAAGUGAAGCACAGGAAAACCUAAGAGGUGCGACUUGGAAAUGCCCUUUUCUGAACGAAGUAUCAGGUUCCAUUAAAGAAGUGAAGCAAGAAGAUAUCAUUGAGGUCAGUCAAGACGAGUCUGACACUCAUGGAAAUGAAGCGUUUGCCUAUGAGCGAUUCUUUCAUCAGCAAAUUAUGGAAAAGAAAAAAGAACACGCCUACAGGAUUUUUAAAAAGGUGAAUCGUUCGGCUGUGCCCGGUGAUUUUCCCAAAGCCUUUGAAUACACUUCAGGGAAAAAAUUGAUUACAGUUUGGUGCUCAAAUGAUUAUUUAGGGAUGUCAUGUCAUCCUGCUGUUAAAAAUGAAGUUAGCAUCGCACUGGAAAAGUACGGUACAGGCGCUGGUGGCACUAGAAAUAUAUGCGGCAACUCCACGCUACACGAAAAGCUUGAAACUACUCUGGCUGAACUUCAUGAAAAAGACGCGGCUCUUUUGUUCACAUCUUGCUUCGUAGCUAACGACACAACUCUCUUUACUCUAGCUAAAGCACUGCCAGGUUGUCAUAUCUUCUCUGAUGCUGGCAACCAUGCUUCCAUGAUUCAGGGAAUCAGAAACAGUCAAGCACCUAAGCACAUUUUUAGGCACAACGAUUCUCAACACUUGGAAGAGUUGCUUCAGAAAGUGAAUUAUCAAGCACCCAAGAUUGUCGCAUUCGAGACAGUUCAUUCUAUGACAGGGGCAGUUUGUCCCCUAGAGGAAAUAUGCGACAUUGCUCACAAAUAUGGUGCUUUAACAUUUGUGGAUGAAGUACACGCUGUAGGUCUUUAUGGGAAACAUGGUGCUGGUAUUGGUGAGAAAGACCAUGUGUUGCACAAAAUGGAUAUAAUAUCUGGAACUCUUGGGAAAGCUUUUGGCAACCUUGGAGGAUAUGUUGCUGGAAACGCCAAUUUAAUUGACAUGAUCAGAAGCUAUGGAGCUGGAUUUAUCUUUACAACCAGUUUGCCUCCAACAGUUUUGGCUGGCGCAAGGAAAGCCAUUGAAAUUUUAGCUUCUGAUGAAGGUCGCAUGUUACGCGAGAAGCAUCAAGAUAAUGUUCAAUAUUUGCGAGGAAAACUCCUCAUAAAUGGAUUUCCAGUAGAGCAUACUCCCAGUCAUAUCAUUCCUAUCAAACUGGGGGAUCCACUGAAAUGUUCUGCUGUUAGCGAUGCACUGAUAAAACACAAGGGACACUAUAUUCAAGCUAUCAAUUAUCCAACUGUAGCUAGAGGACAAGAGAAACUACGACUAGCUCCUACACCACAUCAUACCAAAGAAAUGAUGGACUUACUGAUGACCGAUUUGAAAGAUGUUUGGGACGAAUUUGAAUUGCCUUUCACUGGCAGGCAAUGUAGCAAGAAAUGUCAGUUUUGUCAGAAACCGAUUUUGUUUGACUACUAUAGAUCGAGGGACAGAUGUAAAAUACCAAACUGUCCUCAAAUGUUUGCAGCUGCGUAG
This is a messenger RNA of Ceutorhynchus assimilis (cabbage seed weevil), 1596 nucleotides long. The record is from the annotation of a GenBank genome assembly. Lineage: Eukaryota; Metazoa; Arthropoda; Insecta; Coleoptera; Curculionidae.